This is a messenger RNA of Xenopus laevis (African clawed frog), 2614 nucleotides long. RefSeq names its product ficolin 1 S homeolog (gene fcn1.S). Gene Ontology annotation, biological process: complement activation, lectin pathway. The record is from RefSeq and is a predicted model, not a curated record. Gene Ontology annotation, molecular function: carbohydrate derivative binding; signaling receptor binding; antigen binding. Bases 1246 to 2202 code for a protein of 318 amino acids. Gene Ontology annotation, cellular component: cell surface; extracellular region. The transcript is spliced from 9 exons. Lineage: Eukaryota; Metazoa; Chordata; Amphibia; Anura; Pipidae.
UCUAACCUUUUUUUGAUCGAAGAAAAAUCCUUAGAUCGAUCGCUUAAAAUCGGUCAAAUCGUUUGUUCGAUCCUUCGAAUUCAGUAUUUGAAUUCGAAGGAUUUAAAUUCGAGGGUCGAAUUUGAGGGUUUAUUAACCCUUGAUAUUCGACCAUUUAUAAAUGUGCCCCACUAGUAUAGAAAGGAGACAUUAGGUAGAGGUGUAGGAAGGGGGCAUUUGAGAGAAAAGUGGAAAUGAGACAUUGGAUAGAGGUGUAGAAAGGAGACAUUAGGUAGAAGUGUAAAAAGGGAACAUUUGGGGGAAAAGUGGAAAGGAAACAUUGGGUAGAGGUGCAUAAAAGAGAUAUUGGGGAGACGUGGAAAGGAGACUUUAGAGAAAGCUGCGGAAAGGAGACAUUAGGAAGACCUUUGCAAAGAAGACAUUGAGAUGAUGUAUAGAAAGCUAGUGGAGGGACAAUGUAGAAGUUGUUGUUGGGACAAAUGUGGGAUCAGCAAGGUAUAAAUAUAAAUAAGGGAGGGGUGCAGUUGGGAAAAUGUAGAAGAUGGCAUUGUGGAAAGAAGGAAUCAUUGGAGAGGGGUGUAGGAAGUACAAGGCCUUCCCAGGGGCAAGGUGCAUGAGGAACAAGUGUGUGGGAUGACGAGGAGAGGCUUCUGGCACCUACAUAGUUGUCUACCUGGUCUAAACAUGAAUGUCCUUGGCACUUACACCAAGUGUUGGACUGUGAUUUAUCACUGAGGUAAAUGAAGAUGUGGAUUUUGGCGAAGGUGCCUAUAGUAACAGUGGGAUAAUAGUCUCUGGGAAGGGAGUGUGACUGUGGGAUAGCAGGUAUAGUAGGGAGAGAUGGGGCUGUGUCGGUCCUGUCUCUAUCCUUUUUGAACCUUGUUACUAAUAAUAUACAAUCAUAUAAUUAUAGAUAUAUAAUUAUAUAUGCAAUUGUACCCUUGGCCUUAGGUUAGCCUGGUUACACAUCUUACUGUUCCUUUCAUUUAAACCCGGCCUCGGCCUGUUUGAGAUGAAGAGUUAAUUGCUGCUACAAGUUGAGCUGCAGGCGGAUGUGGGCACAGGCAGGUUCUGGUUGUGUAAAGCAGGUUACUUAACUGCAGAAAAUCCGUUAGGACACAGAGAUCACGCAACCCCAGGGUGAUGAAUGUUGGGAGGUGGGACGGAGGCUACAGCGUUCUCUUCCACUGAUAAUAAAAGACUGAGGUGCCCCCAAGCCUGGCACUAGUGUUCUACAGAGGAACCAUGAUUGGGUGGGUGCAGAGCUUUCUCCUCUUGGUGGCUGCCAUCCUUUCCUCUGCUGAGGAUACCUGCCCAGAUGUGAAAGUCAUUGGAGUGGGGGCUUCCGACAAGCUGACCAUUCUGCGAGGGUGUCCCGGGAUCCCAGGAGUACCGGGGCCCCAAGGGCCCAGUGGACCUGCAGGAGCAAAAGGAGAGAAGGGGUUCCCAGGAAUUCCAGGGAAGAUGGGACCCACUGGGCUGAAAGGAGAAAGGGGGAUAUCUGGGCCAAAAGGACAAAAGGGUGACAAGGGGGACCCCGGAAUCCCAGUUGUGGGAGUGGCACAGAACUGUAAGGAAUGGCUUGACCAAGGAGCUUCAAUCAGCGGCUGGUACACUAUAUACACCACCAAUGGGCUUUCCCUCACUGUACUCUGUGAUAUGGAAACCGACGGAGGGGGGUGGAUAGUGUUCCAGAGACGCAUGGAUGGCUCGGUGGAUUUUUUCCAAGACUGGAUUUCAUAUAAGAGAGGUUUUGGCCGACAAGACAGUGAGUUUUGGUUGGGGAAUAAUAAUCUCCAUCUCCUCACAGUAACAGGGAGUUUCCAGCUGCGGGUGGAUCUGACAGAUUUUGACAACAAUCGCACUUCUGCCUCAUACAGCAACUUCCGCAUCGCCGCAGAGGCUCAGAACUACACCCUGAGUCUGGGCACUUUCACUGGAGGAGACGCAGGUGACUCCUUGUAUGGCCACAAAAACAAGGGAUUCAGCACCAAGGACAGAGACAACGACUCUUCCCCCGCCAGCUGCGCAGAGAGGUACAGGGGCGCAUGGUGGUACACCUCCUGCCACUCAUCCAACCUGAAUGGACUCUACCUGCGGGGCAAUCACAGCAGCUUUGCCAAUGGGGUUAACUGGAAAUCAGGCAGGGGGUACAAAUACUCCUACAAGGUAUCAGAAAUUAAGUUUCGUCCCCAGCCCUAAUGAGAUUCCUGGGAAACCAUAGGAAAGAGUAACGGGAAACAUUCAUCUGCAGGAACAAUACAACCUACUUCCCCUUUAACUAAGGGCAGGGUCUGCAACUCAACCUGAGCAGCUGCUGCUGUGCCUCUGGGAAAUGGAGAUUUAAUUCUCUGCUGAUGAAAAGCUUUUGAUCUUGGGGAUAUUAUUGGCUGUACUUAUAUGGAGUAAAUUGCCCUGUUCUAGAAACCCAUAGCAACCAAUAAAUGCUCCCUGCUGAUUGGCUGGUAAAGGUUACUAGACCUGUACCAAAUGUUGAACAUUAUGUGUGUUAUUAUUAUCAUUAGUAUUAUGUGUUUCCAGCCCAGUCAUCAUCAUUUAUAAACUUUCCUUAAUGGAUUUUCUCUGUUUCCAAAUUAUAAAUAAAUUUUUUCAU